Messenger RNA from Mytilus trossulus (common blue mussel), 2708 nucleotides. RefSeq names its product glycogen [starch] synthase-like. Gene Ontology annotation, cellular component: cytoplasm. The record is from RefSeq and is a predicted model, not a curated record. The transcript has 14 exons. The coding region runs from base 107 to 2188 and encodes 693 amino acids. NCBI's taxonomy places the organism in Eukaryota, Metazoa, Mollusca, Bivalvia, Mytilida, Mytilidae. Gene Ontology annotation, molecular function: alpha-1,4-glucan glucosyltransferase (UDP-glucose donor) activity. Gene Ontology annotation, biological process: glycogen biosynthetic process.
AUUUAUAUUUUAACCUUGACCUGUUAGAUGCUGCUGGUUACUUGUUCCUUUUUUCCGUUGAAUCUACACCUGUGGUGAAACAGUAGGACACUUUGACUUUUGCAGAAUGGCACAAAUGAAACGGAGAAACAGUUUUUAUCGUUCUUUCAAAAAUGUCGAGCCUGAUAUGGAUGAGUUUGAAAUGGACAGAGGAGAAACGGCAGCUGUGCAGAAUAAAUGGGUUUUCGAAAUUGCAUGGGAAGUUGCAAAUAAAGUUGGUGGUAUAUACACUGUGAUUAAAUCCAAGGCACCAGUCACUGUUGAAGAGUUAGGUGAACAGUACUGUCUGUUAGGACCUUACAAUGAGUCAUGUGUCAGGACAGAAGUAGAGUUACUGGAACCUCACCAUUACGUAUAUAGACAGACCAUACAGCAGAUGAGAGAUUGUGGAAUCAAGGUAUAUUUUGGACGUUGGUUGAUUGAUGGCUACCCAAAAGUAAUUUUAUUUGACAUUGGUUCAGCAGCUUGGAAACUUGAUGAGUUUAAACAUGAAUUAUGGGAGAAAGCUAAUAUUGGUAUACCAUGGCAUGAUAGAGAAUCUAAUGAUGCUGUUAUAUUUGGUGCUUUAGUAGCAUGGUUUCUUGGAGAGUUUAGGAAGAAUUUAUCAGAUGAAGGAAAACCACUGAUGAUCACCCAUUUCCACGAAUGGUUGGCAGGGGUUGGUUUGAUAUAUCUUAGAACCAGAAAAGUAGAUUGUACAACAAUAUUCACAACACAUGCUACCUUACUAGGAAGAUACUUGUGUGCAUCGUCAGCAGAUUUCUACAACAAUUUAGACACAUUCAGCCUUGAUAAGGAAGCUGGUGACCGACAGAUUUACCAUCGAUACUGUAUAGAAAGAAGUGCUGUACAUUGUGCACAUGUGUUUACAACUGUGUCUGAUAUCACGGGUGUGGAGGCUGAACAUUUACUCAAAAGGAAACCAGAUGUUAUUUUGCCAAAUGGAUUAAAUGUAAUCAAAUUUAGUGCUAUACACGAAUUCCAGAAUUUACAUGCUGUAGCCAAAGAAAAGAUCCAUGAUUUUGUUAGAGGCCAUUUUCAUGGGCAUUAUGAUUUUGAUUUAGAUAAGACACUAUACCUGUUUAGUGCUGGUAGAUACGAGUUUACAAAUAAAGGUGCAGAUAUGUUUAUAGAAGGUCUUGCCAGACUUAAUUACUUUCUUCAGCAAGCCAACAGUGAAACAACAGUGAUAGCCUUUUUAAUAUUCCCUACACGGACAAACAAUUUCAAUGUUGAGUCUUUACGAGGACAAGCCAUAGCUAAAUCACUAAAAGAAACUGUACACCAGGUACAGGGACAAGUGGGGAAAAGAUUAUUUGAAAUCUGUUUACGGGGAACAAUUCCUAAAGGAGAAGAUAUAUUGUUACAAGAAGAUUUAGUAAAGCUAAAACGAUGUAUAUAUGGAUCUCAGACAUCUGGUUUACCUCCUAUAUGUACCCAUAAUGUAGCUGACGAUUGGAAUGAUCAAAUACUGAAUGCAUUACGGAAAUGUAAACUAUUUAAUCAGAAAUAUGACCGAGUUAAAGUAAUCUUCCAUCCAGAGUUCCUUAAUUCAACCAAUCCUUUGUUUGGAUUAGAUUAUGAAGAAUUUGUACGAGGAUGUCAUUUAGGUGUCUUUCCAUCUUAUUAUGAACCUUGGGGAUACACACCUGCUGAGUGUACUGUUAUGGGUAUACCCAGUAUGACCACCAAUCUCUCUGGAUUUGGAUGUUUUAUGCAAGAUCAUAUACAGGAUCCUAAAUCAUAUGGUAUCUACAUCAUAGACAGGAGAUUUAAAAGUUAUGAUGAUUCAGUACAGCUGUUAGCUCAGUACAUGUAUGAUUUUUCUUGUCUUUCACGAAGACAGAGAAUCAUUCAGAGAAACAGAACAGAGAGAUUAAGUGAACUCUUAGACUGGAGAAAUUUAGGAGUGUACUACAGAAAAGCCAGGAAUUUAGCACUAGUGAGAUGUUUCCCUGAUGCUUUUGUUGAGGAUGAAAGCAGUGGUAAGAAGUUUGUAUAUCCCAGACCAGCCUCAGCAUUUACCUCCCCAGCAGGCUCUAGAUCAGCAACUCCUGCCCCAUCAGAAUCAGGAAGUCAGGAUGGUGAAGACGAGGAAGACGAAGAGGAUGUGGAAUACAGAUUGAAUGAUAAAGAAGAAACAAAAUAAAGCCAUUUGAUUUGUCAAAGAUGUUAUUAGAAAGAAGUUUUGAAAAAGAAUGAAUCUGAUUGGUAGAAAAUAAAACACUGUGUUACGAAUAGUGAAAUGAUUUAUUACAGAAUCAAAUAAAUAUAUUUAUCUGGUGUUUAGUGUGUGAUAUUGUAGAAGUGAAAUAACAUGUUACAGUCAGGUCUUGAGGCAGUAAUGGACUUAGUUCAUAAUGUUUUAAUGCUAUGCUGGUGCUGAAAUAUAUAUUUAUAAUGUUUUGGGCAAUUUUAGAACAAAAGUGCUGGGCAGUUUAGUUUUUUUUUUGUGUGUGCUGGUCCACAGUAAUACAACUAUAUUAACUGAUUCCUCAAAAGGAUUUUUUUUUUCAUAGAAUAAUUCUCAAAAAAAAAUUCCUGAAUAUUUGAGUUUCUUGCUUAGAAAUCACAAUAAAUUUUUUGGAAAGUUUUGAAUAUUUUUGUCUUCCGUUUGUUUCUAUUGUUAUUGAAUUCUAAUAGACCACUUCACAGUUAGUUCAGCCAUA